Solanum tuberosum (potato) is the source of this 1736-nucleotide messenger RNA. RefSeq names its product seed biotin-containing protein SBP65-like. The record is from RefSeq and is a predicted model, not a curated record. Bases 1 to 1413 code for a protein of 470 amino acids. NCBI's taxonomy places the organism in Eukaryota, Viridiplantae, Streptophyta, Magnoliopsida, Solanales, Solanaceae. Gene Ontology annotation, cellular component: cytosol. The transcript is spliced from 4 exons. Gene Ontology annotation, biological process: cold acclimation.
AUGGCUUCAGAGAAAGCAAAAAGAGAAAAUGUUCAUCCUGCUAUUCAUAUAAAAAGUGUUGCUACUGCUCCUGGUGAACAUCAGCCUGCUGUUAAAGUUGGAGGGUUGGAGUUCUCUAGUGGAAUGCAGCAACAACAAAAAGAUUGUGACACACAAAGGGACAAACAUUCUUCUCAUAAUGUUGAUCAAGGAAUUCGAGGAGAAGGGCUAGGAGGUUUCAAAAUUGAAUCACAUAGGAAAGUAGGUGAAGAAGGAAGAGUCCAUGGAGGGAUUCAUCCUCAAGAAGAAGGUAAUAAGAAAAGAGCCGAGAGAAAAAAACCCGCACUAACACCAGCUGCUGUGCUAACUGAAAAUCCCGACGAAAAGGCAAAGGAUUUUGGGGCGUCAGCGUUAAAUAAUGCGAAAGAAUCAGCUAGUCACGGGCAUGGUGCUGAAUGUUACAAUGAAACAGCACUAGGUGCACAAGGUAAAGACACUGUUGGUCAUGGUGUUAGAAGUGGCUCUCAGUAUGUUGCUGAUAAGGCUGUAGCUGCUAAAGACACUGCCAUUGAAAAAGGUGCACAAGCCAAAGAUGCUGUCAUCCAUGGCGCUCAGAUUGGAUCCGAGUAUGUAGCGGACAAGGCCAGAGUUGCAAAGGACACUGCUCUCGAAAAAGGCCAGCAAGCUUAUGGUGCAACUAAAGAUACCCUAUCGGGUGCAGGACAAACAACAAUGCAAUCAGCACAACAGACUAAAGAUUACACCCUGCAUUUUUGCGGGGAGUCGAAAGAUUAUGCUGCCGAAAAGAGCAAGAAUGCAGCAGGAUACAUCGGGCAGAAAGGCGUCGAGGCAAAAGAUGCCACUGUGGAAACAGGGAAAAGCGCGGUAGGGUAUGCAGGGGAAGCAGCUAAAACCGCGAAGGAUAUGGCGGAAAUGGGAGCUUUUGGUGCUGCACAUUAUACAGCAAAAGGAGCAGCCGCGGCUACAAAAGCCACGGCUGAUGUUGUUUCUAGUGCUGCAGGGUAUGCAGGGGGGAAGGCUGUCGCCGCGAAGGACGCCGUUGCUGGUGCUGGUAAGAGCGCGGCGGAGUAUGCAGGGGACAAAUUGGCUGCUGCUAAAGAUUACGUAGUCUCGGCGGAAGAAGGUGCAGUUGAUUAUGCAGGUAAAAAGAAGGCAGAAACUGAGAGACAACUAGAAGGUAAUUCCAAGCGAGAAAGCGGAGGCGGAGUUUUUAGAGGAGAAAAGGAGGACGCAGAGGAGGGCGGAGAGAGCAAGAGCAAGCCGGUGUUGCAGCAGCAGCAGGGAGGCGGUGGGGUGCUGCAAGCAAUUGGUGAAACUCUGGUUGGAAUAGGGAAGACUACAACAGAUUUUGUUGCUGGUGGGAAUAAGCUAUCUCAAACUGGUUAUCAACAGGGAAGUGAAAAAAGGGAGUAGUAGAAUAAACAAGUCCCAUCCAAAUAAAAUAGCCCAAGUAUUAGGCAUUUUGGCCUCUUUUUGAAGUUUGUUUUACAUAUAUCAUAGUAAUAAUAUAGUUGUGAAAGGAAGUACAUAUGUUUGUAUUUUGUUGCCUCCUAAAACAAGAAUUAUGUGAAAAAAGGGAGUUGCGUGAAACUUGUGUAUGUAUUUUCUUGGCUUCUAAAGCAAGAAUUAUGUGGAGAAGGGAGUUAAGUGAAACUUGUGUAGGUAGCGUAUUCAGGAUUUUGAUUUUGAGAUGAUGAUUUUGAGAUGAUGAGUGUAUUAUUACAAAAGCAAGAAUU